AUGCAACCGCUUCAAAACCCGUUCUUGUUUGUUGUACAGGUUAGUAAACACCCAUCGUUGCACGCUAAGCGAUCCAGUAAUAUCUGUCUGCUGCUCUUCCCAGGCCCACUGGUGAUUCUUUGUGAUUUUUUUGAAUGUAUAUAUGUUGUCAAAUUGCUUAUGUUAGCUGGGGAUGUGGAACAGAACCCUGUUCCUCAAAAGGAGAUUCUAGACGCCAUUGCGGCCUUGUCGGCUAAAAGUGACGCACGCCAUACCGAGGUAAUCGGGAUGCAAUCAGAGGUCCGAGCUAAUCAGCAAAAACUCGAGGAAAAAGUUUCCAGCUUAGCCAGUAGGCUCGCAACAGUUCAAUCCCUGGUGGAAUCAUAUGAAGCAAAUGAGAAUGGUGUUGAUCUACCGAGAGUAGUCGAUGAAGCUGUGCGAGACCAAACUGCAGCAAUAACUUCUCGGUUGGACGAACUGGAAGACCGCUCUCGCCGUGACAACCUUAUAUCCUACGGGAUUCCUGACGUCCCAGCUGAGAACUGGUCCGAAUCUGAAACUAAAAUUCGAAACUGCCUUACUAGCUUACUACAGAUAACUUUAAUAGACGAAGCCAUUUCCCCCGCCCACAGGCUGGGUUCCUAUGCAGUAAAUAAACACCGGCCCAUAAUCGUAAAAUUCUCGUCCUCAAAACUUAAGCAAAAGGUUUUCACUGAGCGAAAAAAAUUCAAAGGUUCUGGAAUUUCUGUUAGCGAAGACUUCUGCCGCGCCACACGCUUGUCACAGAAAAAAUUGAUUGAAUUCGGAAAGGCUAGCGGACAGAAAUAUGCGCUACGGCUCAACCGUCUACAAAUCGACAAAAAAACUUAUGUUUACUGUCCGGUAACUGAUCGUGUGUGCGAAAUCCACACAAACGAGCUUGGUCAACAAAUUCUGUCCCAAAUGCACCUUCUGAUGGACCUAGCAAUUCGCAAACAUAGCGGAGUCAUGAUAGGGGAGUUGAAGGCUGCCUCAGCGCGCGAGCACAAGGGCUUGACUUGCGUCUGGUGCGAUGGAGGACUGUACGCCGACCUCUUCAGGUGCUAA
Messenger RNA from Dermacentor albipictus, 1065 nucleotides. RefSeq lists its product as uncharacterized. Gene Ontology annotation, cellular component: ribonucleoprotein complex. Gene Ontology annotation, biological process: retrotransposition. The record is from RefSeq and is a predicted model, not a curated record. NCBI's taxonomy places the organism in Eukaryota, Metazoa, Arthropoda, Arachnida, Ixodida, Ixodidae. Gene Ontology annotation, molecular function: single-stranded RNA binding.